Messenger RNA from Suillus discolor, 646 nucleotides. RefSeq lists its product as uncharacterized. The record is from RefSeq and is a predicted model, not a curated record. The coding region runs from base 194 to 610 and encodes 138 amino acids. NCBI's taxonomy places the organism in Eukaryota, Fungi, Basidiomycota, Agaricomycetes, Boletales, Suillaceae. The transcript is spliced from 4 exons.
ACGUCAAAGCACAAACAAGCAAGUUCAAGACUGCCGAUAUCAGGUUACUUAGCUCCUGCAGUAAAGGCGGUCCUCAACAAUAUCAAUAAGUACUGCAGCAGCUACAAACCUUACUCUCCAACCAAUAGAUGAUUAUGACCAGCCAUAGUUCGACUCCAUCACAUUUUUCAUUCUCGACCGGUCGUCGAUCCGAAUGGAAGCGUCUAGCCCCUUCAGCUCACUAUCAGUACUAGUACUGAGCUUGACGAAAAUGCCCCUGCUAUUUGGGACUGUCUCUUUGUACAAUGCAUCUCAUCCUUUCAACCUUUCCUUCAAGUUAGUUCUCAGAAGUGGCAUCGCAGGGAGUAUCAUGUGGCUCAUAUCAAUAAUCUAUCUUCGUUCGCCAUCUGGAUUACCCACAAGGUCGGAACUGUCUGUCACUCGUACAGGCGAGCGAACGAUCAUGCAACACCCUUCUCAACUUCUCACUCAACUGAGUUCCUCAGGCUCCACACCAAUCGACUCCUUGCUUUACGCCCUUGAAGGACAAGCGUAUCGUCGAAGAUCAACGUACUCAACUAAUCAAUCACGACUCUGUUCCUUGCUCUUUAAUGGUGCCCACGUUAUUUGAUGACUCCACAAUGUCCACGCUUCCGUUAUCCUCUUC